CUCGAACCCAACAACAACAACAACAACAUCACUAGCAUGAUGGCUGGACUGGCUGGCAGGUGUCAGGCCAGACUCUCCUCCACAUUCUUCCUCUCACUCCUCAGAAACAAUAGUGUCAGAGGUCUUGCUGUCUCUUCAGUGGCUGGUGUUCCCAACACAAAAAAUGUAAAAGAAAUGACUGCCAGUGAGUGGAAGAAGGUGCUAACUCCAGAUCAGUAUUACGUCACACAAGAAGGUGGCACAGAGCCGCCAUUCAGUGGUGCAUAUUACGAACAUCAUGGGGAAGGUGUCUACCAAUGUGUCUGUUGUGGAUCAGACUUGUUUAGUUCUGAAGCAAAAUUUGAAUCGGGAAGUGGAUGGCCAUCUUUCUAUACUGCUGAAGGAGAAGAUGCCAGCAAAGUGGAAACUCGCACAGAUAAUUCUCAUAUGAUGGUUCGAACUGAGGCCUUGUGCAAGGAGUGCAAAGCACACUUGGGCCAUGUGUUUCCAGAUGGCCCUGAACCAACUGGACUCCGUUACUGCAUCAACUCUGCUGCCUUGAAAUUCACUCCAAAGAAAAUAACAUGAAUUUUUGUAUUUUGUAUUCGAUAAACUGCAUUCUUUCAAAGUGCCAUUUCUAAUAUUGUAUAAAAUGAUUGCAUGUGGGAGAGUGUUUUCCAGGUCUUAUGUUCUCUGUUUCAGUGACUGCAUAGACAGCGGUUUUAAUUUUUAUACUAGUUUGGUGAGUUUUAGUAUAUUUUGGCUAGGUCUUUGGGUAUUAAUCCCUAUCUGAUGUGACUGGUUAGCCAUUGGCUGUUUAGUUUCUCUUUUGUGACCUGUUCUUGGUCAUUUGCCACAUCAAAGAAAUGAAAUUCUGAAAUACAUAAUUGUUCAAUAGCUUGCAAAGUUAUUUUAAUUGAUAGUCAUUCUUUCUCCAAAUGGAUAUUUUGUUGUUUUUCCCAUUUUGGCCAGAUUUGCAGUCUCAGGCUGUUUCUGAGUUAGAGAGCUUUCAGUAUUAUUAUUAUUACAAACAAAACAACUACUAAGUCCACAAGGGUCAUACAGCAUUUAGAUCGCGUAGAAUCCACUUUAAACAUCAGGAACACUUAGACUAACUGGUGCCUUGCUGAAAGUUUCCUUUAAAGCAGUCUUUCUUUUAUUUUUCUCUUUUACUAACUUUUAACUCCAUGUUUACACACCACUUCAGGGCUGUGUGACCCAUGGAGGUUUAGCUUUUUUCUUUAUAUUAUAAUAAUCAUGAUAAGUAAUUAGGUAAUAAAAUCAAACAGUUUGAAAGUUGACUAAUAUAUUUAUCAAUAAUAUUUACACUCAAUCACACACUGUAUACCGCAACCAUACACAUUACAGACGUGUGGGGCACUGCCAGGAAGGUUUGUUUCAGAUUGUAUAUAAAUUUUUAGUUACACAAUUUCUGAAAGUAGGUCUGCAAGUAAUUGGUGAGGAAACUAGAUGGCAGACUAGACAAAGGAAGAGAUUAUGUUAGUUCACUCAAUACCUUGGCUAAUAUAAUAAAGUACAUUUUGCAGUCUCGAUCCCAAUAUUUUAUCAACAUGCAUAAAUGUAUUUCUGACAUGCACUCAAUUUCCAUUCAAACUAAAAUGAACAAGAUUUGCCUGAAUCAGUAAUCUAAUGUCAGUGAAUACAGGUAAAUCUUAUUCCUCUAUUAGAGCAAACACCCGGCAGUGCCUGAGAGUAUAAAGUUAGGAAAAAAUGGCUAAAAGGAAUAAAAAAUACCAGGGUGCAAACAAGUAUAUUCUUUGAUGGGAAUAUAAUGAUGAUAGAUCCUGAAGAUUAAAUUCCAAAGAAUAUAACAUGGCCCAAUAUACCCCACAUAAUGUUUCUAUACAAGACAGGCAGAAUGCAGUUUCAUUCUUUCACCACAGACUGACAAGUGUUGGAUGACUGGUAAAUGCACAAGCUGCAUCACAUGUAUAAGGCCACAUCUCUGAAGCAUCAAAUAAGUUCACGGUGCCUGAGCAAUAUGUCAGAUGUCAAAUCUUGUCUGGCAUUAUUAUAUAUCAGAUUAGCUUAUUUUUGCAUGUGUCUAUAGAGGUAUGUAUAUAUGCUUGCAUGUUGUCAAUGUACUACGUAAUAUGUAUAUAUAUGUACAUGGUCAGGCGUACAAAUGUGUGUGGGCAAGCAUUCACAGAAACACACACAUGGCAUAUUAUUAGGUACAAUGUCAGCUUCUAUCAAAUGAUCUCUUUGACCAGAGAAUAAAGAGUACCAUCCCUCAA
Molecule: messenger RNA, 2237 nt
Organism: Cherax quadricarinatus
Lineage: Eukaryota; Metazoa; Arthropoda; Malacostraca; Decapoda; Parastacidae
Product: peptide methionine sulfoxide reductase MsrB
Biological process (GO): protein repair; response to oxidative stress
Cellular component (GO): cytoplasm
Molecular function (GO): peptide-methionine (R)-S-oxide reductase activity
Source: RefSeq, a predicted model, not a curated record